Messenger RNA from Daldinia caldariorum, 878 nucleotides. Its product is annotated as acyl-CoA N-acyltransferase. The coding region runs from base 151 to 789 and encodes 212 amino acids. The record is from RefSeq and is a predicted model, not a curated record. The transcript has a single exon. Gene Ontology annotation, cellular component: cytoplasm. Lineage: Eukaryota; Fungi; Ascomycota; Sordariomycetes; Xylariales; Hypoxylaceae. Gene Ontology annotation, molecular function: protein-N-terminal-alanine acetyltransferase activity; protein N-terminal-serine acetyltransferase activity.
AACUCGGCUUAAAGCGCUGGAAUCCCCAUCUCGCAAUAAACAUCACCAUAUCCCAAACUAGGAGGGACUACCUACCUGUAGGUACCUGAUAUAAUAUAUACCUACCCAGGUACCUUAUAUAUACCAGACACCUCAUAUAACUGCACCACCAUGGCAGACAACACCACCACCACCCCACAAUCACCGCCAACACCAACACCUACACCUACACCCAUAGUCACAACAGACAAAUGCAUAAUACGCGCAUACGUCCCCAGCGACGCCGAGGCCAUGGCCGCCGCCGCCAACUACCCGGAGAUCGCGCAGUACAUGCGCAACACCUUCCCGCACCCGUACACGCUCGAGAGCGCGCGGUACUGGAUCGAGCAGUCGACGCGCGCCUCGCCGACGGUCAACUUCGGCAUCUUCACGCCCGGGGCGGCAGCGGCGGAAGAGGAGGAGCAGGGCGGCGGUGGUGGUACCUUCGCGGGCGCCAUCGGGCUGAUCCCGCGCGCGGACAUCGAGUACCGCACCUGGGAGGUCGGGUACUGGGUGGCCAUGGACCACUGGGGGAAGGGCAUCGCGACGAGCGCCCUCAAGGCCUUCUCCGCCUGGGCCUUCGAGCAGUUCCCCGAGCUCCUGAGGAUCGAGGCCGGCGUCUUCAGCGAGAACGUCGCUAGCCUGAGGGUUUUGGAGCGCGCGGGUUUCACGAGGGAAGGGCUCAGGAGGCAGGCUAUUUGCAAGAAGGGGAAGAUUAUAGACCAGGUCACGUUUAGCUUGCUUAGAGACGACCUGAGAGAUUUGCAUUGAGUCUACCUAAAUGCGAUAUCUUAGUAUGGACUAAGAGGGGGGUAUGACCUAUCUUAGGAAAAUGCUAGGCAGGUAAAUAGGUAGACAGC